Molecule: messenger RNA, 252 nt
Organism: Cercopithifilaria johnstoni
Lineage: Eukaryota; Metazoa; Nematoda; Chromadorea; Rhabditida; Onchocercidae
Source: the annotation of a GenBank genome assembly
AUGUAUCAUUGUAAGGAGAAGGAACGAUCUGGAUCGAAUUCAACAAGACGAAAUGGUUAUGAGCCAAUAGCACAAUUCGAAUGUUCAGGAACAUCACCAGACUAUCUGGUACAUGAAACAAAAGAUGGACGAUUAGUAAGUGACAGUUAUGAAGUUGAAUGGCCAAAACGUCCAAAAUUUGGUCGAUAUGCGGAGGGAAGCGAUGUAUUGCAAAUUUUUGUAUUUGAAAAAAUAAAACAAAAAGAUUUUUAA